Molecule: messenger RNA, 1068 nt
Organism: Histoplasma mississippiense
Lineage: Eukaryota; Fungi; Ascomycota; Eurotiomycetes; Onygenales; Ajellomycetaceae
Exons: 4
Coding region: 1-1068 (355 amino acids)
Biological process (GO): vesicle fusion; intracellular protein transport; endoplasmic reticulum to Golgi vesicle-mediated transport
Cellular component (GO): SNARE complex; Golgi membrane; endomembrane system
Molecular function (GO): SNAP receptor activity; SNARE binding
Source: RefSeq, a predicted model, not a curated record
AUGUCCGUCCAGGACCGAACUCCUGAAUUCCAGUCAAUCCUUGCACAGGCUCGGAAACGCUUAGCCUCCUCAAAGACCAGUUCCCAGCGUCAAUUUUUAUUAUCAGAUACCCAACGGAGUGAUUCAAAUGCAUCCCCUCCUAAUGGAACCCCAGCGGGGGGCAAACGAGCGGCCCGGUCAGAAUUUGCGAGGCGGGCUGCUGAGAUCGGCAGGGGGAUCUCGGGGACGAUGGUUAAAUUGCAGAGGCUAGCUAUGUUGGCCAAGCGCAAAACCCUCUUCGAUGAUCGACCUGUUGAAAUUUCAGAACUCACCUAUGUCAUCAAGCAAGAUCUUGCUUCUCUUAACUCCCAAAUCGCGUCUCUGCAAGCCCUCACUCUCGCCCAACACCCCAAAUCAUCACGGAGUAAAACUGACCAAGAAGGUGAACAUAACGAUAAUGUCGUGGUAAUGCUCCAAGGCAAACUCGCCGACGUCGGCGCAAACUUCAAAGAAGUCCUCGAAGUCCGUACCCAAAACAUCCGCGCCUCCCGAUCUCGAACUGAAAACUUCGUCUCUUCCGUCUCUUCCAAGUCACAAUCCGCGCUCGACCCUCAGCGCUCCGAUUCCCCCCUUUAUAACGCGCCACGAAGCCGAAGCCCAGCACCCCCAGGUUUCCAGGCUCCUAAUUCCUCCGACCUCCUCAGCAUCAGACCAUCUUCUUCCUCCGGAAGUCCGUUCGCCCUCGGCCGCAGCGGCGGGACCCAAUCUGACCAGCAGCUGCUGAUGAUGGAAGAGGCGCAAUCCUCCAACUCCUACAUCCAAGCGCGCGGCGAAGCCAUUGAAGCCAUCGAGCGCACGAUCAACGAGCUCGGUGGCAUCUUCGGUCAGUUGGCCACGAUGGUCAGCGAGCAGUCUGAAAUGAUCCAGCGCAUCGAUGCGAAUACGGAAGAUGUGGUGGAUAACGUCCAGGGGGCGCAUAGGGAGUUAUUGAAGUAUUGGUCUCGGGUUUCGGGGAAUCGGUGGUUGGUUGCGAAGAUGUUUGGGGUUUUAAUGAUAUUCUUUCUCCUAUGGGUUCUAAUCUCAGGCUAG